AUGACCGCCACCGUACCGCUCCCAGACGCACCUUGGCCUGAGGGUACAGACCCCGCCGUCAUCGCCAAAUCUGAACUGCAAUCGCAAGUACGCGAUGCUACAGAGUGGGCGACAAAUUCGGAUCCUUCACAAGGGGGUUUUGUGCAUAUGGAACUGUAUAGGCGUAUUCAGGAAUGGGUGAAGAACCCAGAUGCGUUGGAGAUCAUAGAUGGAAUCCUGCAGCAGAGGUUGACUAUGGCCUUCCCGGCUAAUCACAAGGCUCUGUUCUUGACGCAGCUCAUCCCACGAGAUAGUCUCGCCCCAUACGCACCCCUCCUCAAACCCCUCUCAGAGCCUCCACCAGACGCCGCGGGUGCCAACUUCAACUUUCUCAUCACCACCCUCGCUGCCUCCCUCCACACUCUUGCCGACCUCGAAGCCAAGAACGUAGAGGCAAAGAAGAAGGCAGAUGAAGAGGCAAAGAAGAAGGCGGAAGAAGAUGCGUUGUGGGAGCGGACGGCGGAACUGUAUGGGUGGGGAAGCAGGCCGGAGAUGUGGUAUGGUGGAUAUGCUGGAGGGUAUGGACCUUAUCCCAUGCCUGGAGCUUAUGCGCCCAUACCACUCCCAGAAGCGGCGCCGCCGGAGCCACCCAAAAAGAAGGUGUCUUGGUUUCCGCCCAUCUCUCAGGAUGAUUGGUGGGUGGGGAAAGGGGGACCGGAUGCAAAGCCCGCUUGA
Messenger RNA from Cryptococcus amylolentus CBS 6039, 714 nucleotides. RefSeq lists its product as hypothetical. Lineage: Eukaryota; Fungi; Basidiomycota; Tremellomycetes; Tremellales; Cryptococcaceae. The record is from RefSeq and is a predicted model, not a curated record. The coding region runs from base 1 to 714 and encodes 237 amino acids. The transcript is spliced from 3 exons.